AUGGUACGACGAAAUAUCAAACAUUUUCCUAUUGAAACAAAAACAAAAAACAAUCUUUUAACCAAACGUUUCCUAAUUUUUAUAACCGGAACACAGUUGUACACUUCCUUUGCAAUUAUUUUGGUCUUAACGACAUUGGCCAACGGACAAGGGUUCUUACCCCUUGGGAAAAUCAGGAAGGGUACACCUGAGGCAAUGGACGGGCAGAGUAACGACGUUUACGAACAGAUGGAAAGAUCGAAACAAGUUUCAGCCCUUCCGGGCGGAAUGGCAGUGCUCUACGCCUCGGCUCCCAUUUUUUCACCGACGAGCAAAGAUCCCGAAGGCGCUGCGGAAGUUUAUCAAAUCCUUCCAGAAGAAGAGGCCGUCCAGCAGGGCGUCAAUAGCCGUCGCUUACUAGAAGAUGCCCUGAUUGAAAUGGGAUUUCCGCUGGAGGAAAUCACCGAAUACCGGAACGGCCGUGUAAGAAAAAUCCAUUCCAAACCUACCGAUGGGCAGACGGAGGAUGAAAGUUCAGUUGGAGAACCUACUGAUAAUGCUGAAGCUAUCUUGGCCGCUUUGGCCGGGCCACUACCUUACAUCCGUCGCGGCGCUUGGGGUAGGAAAUAAUUCAGU
Daphnia carinata is the source of this 615-nucleotide messenger RNA. RefSeq lists its product as uncharacterized. Bases 1 to 609 code for a protein of 202 amino acids. The record is from RefSeq and is a predicted model, not a curated record. NCBI's taxonomy places the organism in Eukaryota, Metazoa, Arthropoda, Branchiopoda, Diplostraca, Daphniidae. The transcript is spliced from 3 exons.